Molecule: messenger RNA, 360 nt
Organism: Ambispora gerdemannii
Lineage: Eukaryota; Fungi; Glomeromycota; Glomeromycetes; Archaeosporales; Ambisporaceae
Source: the annotation of a GenBank genome assembly
AACAAGCAGAAGAUACUCAAAGUAAUGAUGGAUCAAUCAUCACUAUUACUAUGACCGAAUUAAAAGAAGAAAGAAGAAGAAUUCAAUCAAAAAAAAUGACGGAUUCAGACCGGAAAACUGUAACCCUGACCUACCAAUCACCUUCAGAAUCACAUCAAGAUGAAAAUUUUGAAAAUUCGAGAAUAAUAAAACGAAAAAUGAUGAUACCAGCCGAUGGCAAUCAUCAGCCAGAAACUGAAGAUGAUAAUAAAUGGGAUACAACCAGUAUCCCAUGGAUGAUAAUAACGGAUGACAGUGAUAGCAACGGUAACAACAACGAAACAGGAACACCCUACAAAAAGCAACAUGAACAGACAAUUA